GAGCUGCUCCUGUCCCCUCAGUUGUCCUUGCUGGAGCUGAUCCUGUCCACCCACAUGUCCCCUGUCCCCGCUGAGGGGCUGCUCCUGUCCCCCUACACAACCCCCCAUGACACCACAUGUCCCCUGUCCCUUGCACACCCCUUGUCACCGCCCUGUCCCUUGCAGAACUGAUCCUGUCCCUCGGAUGUCCCUGCGGGGGCUGAUCCCGUCCCCGUGCACCACCCGUGUCACCCCUGUCACCCCGUGUCCCUCGCAGGGCUGGUCCUGUCCCCCAGCACCGCACGGGUUCUGUCCCCCCACACCCUCCCUCUCACCUUCCACGUUCCCUGACCCCCCGUGUCCCUCGCGGGGCUGUUCUUGUCCCCGCCUGCCCCGGGGACCCCCCCCCCCCCGCCCCGGGACCGGAGCCGUGCCCCCCGGUGGGGGCGUGGCCAACGGCAAAGGGGGCGUGGUCUGCGCGAAGGGGGCGGGGCUGGCGCCCGGUUACAUCCGCCUUCCGGGUCGGGCUGAGCCGAACCGGGCCGGAACGGGCCGAGCCGAGCGGAGCCGGGCUGAGUCGUGAGGGGCCGAACCGGGCUGAACUGGGGCGGGGAGACCCACGUGGAGCCGAAGCGAAUCGGGAAGAGCCGAACCGGGUAGUAACGUGCCGAAGAGAAGCGGGAGGAGCCGAACCGGAGCGGGACCGAGUCGGGACGAGCCAUGGGGCAGAUCGAGUGGGCCAUGUGGGCUAACGAGCAGGCGCUGGCGGCCGGGCUCAUCAUGCUGACGGGUGGCAUCGUGGCCGUGGCGGGGCAGUUCAAGGGCUGGUACUUUGCAGCCUAUGCCAUUGCAGCAGGUGUCUUUGUCUGCCUGCUCGAGUACCCCAGGAGCAAGAGGAAAAAGGGCUCCACCAUGGAGAGGUGUGGCCAGAAGUACAUGACGGCCGUGGUGAAGGUGUUUGGGCCCCUCACGAGAAAUUACUACAUCCGAGCCAUCCUGCACGCUGCCCUGGCUGUUCCUGCUGGUUUCCUCCUCUCCACCAUCUUGGGCACCGUCUGCCUGGGCAUUGCGAGUGGCAUCUACCUGCUGGCGGCGGUGCGUGGGGAGGAGUGGAGACCCAUCGAGCAGAAGCCCCGGGAGCGGCUCCACGUGGGGGAAACCAUCAAGCAGCCCCCCAGCAACCCCCCGCCCCGGCCCCCCGCCGACGCCCGCAAGAAGCAGCCGGCAGAGGUGGGGGGGCAGGUGAACCCCAUCCCCGUCGAGGCUGAGUAACAAAGGGGGAGAGGGGCUGGUCCCUCCUGCCUUCCUGCUCACGCUCCUGCUUCCCAGCUGCACCCAGACACCCUCAGGGGCAAACUGGGGUUGCCUAGCUCAUGGGGGUCCCCGAAUCCCAGGGAUGCUCAGCUCGUCAGGGGCAUUCCCAGCUCCUCAGGAGUGUCCCCAGCUCGUGGGGAUCCCCAGUUCCCCAGGAAUGUGCAGCUUUUUGGCCUCUCUGCAACUCCUGAAGAUGCCUAAAUCCAUGGGGAUCACUGGUUCCCUGAGGGAUCCCCAAAUCCCAGGGGACGCUAAAGUCUCUGUGGGAUCUGCAGCUCCUAGGGACUCCCCAGCUCCUGGGGAUCCCCAAGUCACUGCAGGCUCCCCAGCUCACAAGUUCCUGGGGAUCCCUGAGACUCUGUGGCUGUUCGCCUCCUCUGGGGAGCCUCAACUCGCUGAGGGUUCCCAGCUCCCAGGAGCUCUCACAUCCUGGAGAACCCCAUCUCUCCGGGGAAUCCCCAGCUCCCUGGGGGGGUCCCGGAGGAUCAGGCAGCUCUGCUCUCUUCACUGGCUUGCUCUCUUUUUUGUCACUUCUGUAGUUGCUGUUGCAAUAAAAGAUGGGAAAGACA
Molecule: messenger RNA, 1862 nt
Organism: Apus apus (common swift)
Lineage: Eukaryota; Metazoa; Chordata; Aves; Apodiformes; Apodidae
Product: cytochrome b-245 light chain
Exons: 6
Coding region: 700-1251 (183 amino acids)
Biological process (GO): superoxide anion generation
Cellular component (GO): NADPH oxidase complex
Molecular function (GO): heme binding
Source: RefSeq, a predicted model, not a curated record